This is a messenger RNA of Drosophila subobscura, 3400 nucleotides long. RefSeq names its product homeobox protein unc-4 (gene unc-4). Lineage: Eukaryota; Metazoa; Arthropoda; Insecta; Diptera; Drosophilidae. The transcript is spliced from 4 exons. Gene Ontology annotation, molecular function: sequence-specific double-stranded DNA binding; DNA-binding transcription factor activity, RNA polymerase II-specific. Gene Ontology annotation, biological process: regulation of DNA-templated transcription. The record is from RefSeq and is a predicted model, not a curated record. The coding region runs from base 660 to 2516 and encodes 618 amino acids.
AACAAUCUCUGCCCGCGUUGGUGGUGGUUCGCCCUCGCUGCUCUCUCUCGCUCUUGCCAGUCGCUCCAUCUCGUUUCUGAGGGUUUCCUGGCCGCACGGCUCGUCGUCGGCCCGCAGAUUGAAUUUUCAUUGCGAGCCGCUAGCGUCGUCUGCUGCUGCCGCUGCUGGUGUCUGUCUCGUCUCGUCUCGACCGACUCUCUCCCUGCAACACCGACUGCAGCCCCCCUGCAGCACGCGAAUCGUUUCGAAUCGAAUCCAAUCGAACGGCGGACCGUGCCCAAAGCUCGAGAGUGGAGCCCAGACCCUCAGUCAGUGUGGAGCGACGCGUCUUCUUCAGUAGUGCACCGCCGCCGGCCGACGGCAGAGCAGAGCCAUCCAAAAACCACACAAAAGAAAACUAAACAGAAAACUAAACAAAAACAAACAAAAGAACACACUGCAUAAAAAUAAGAACAGACUGUACAUUUUUUUUUUUUUAUUUAAGCACGAAAAAUAUUGAAAACUCUCAACAAAGAGUCCUUUAGUGAUCGAACCCAAGCGCGAGUGUCCCCCCACACACACACACACACACACACACGAGCCCCAAGUAAUUUUUGUGUAAAGAAAAAGUGUAGAUCCCACCCAAUGGCCCAUGAGUUUUGAUCGUCCUGAGAGCCAUAAUGGUACUGGAGCAACGACAGAAUCAAUCUUCACCCACAGCCACCCACACCGCAGCGGACACCAAAAAGUACUCCAUCAUCAACAACAACAACAAUAACAACAGCAACCACAGCAAUAGCAACAGCAACAACAUCAAUCACAAUAAUAACAGCAGCAGCCAGGAGGAGGAGGACGAGCCGGAAGUAGUGGCACCAUCGUCCCGCCAAAGGACAACAUCGAAUCCGUAUCCACAGCCGUAUCCCAAUCAGAAUCCCCACACGGGACAUCAUCAUCUGCCAUCAGCCACGUCGCCGCAACAGCAACAGCAACAGCAGCUGCAGCAGCAACGGUUGAGCGGCAGCAGUCCACCCACAACCCAUUCCCACACCCACUCCCACUCCCACUCCCAUCCCAGGCCCAGUGUCAGCAUGCCAUCGGAGGGACUGCAUCCGACGGCCGCCCUCCAGCUGUAUGCCGCUGCCGCCCAACUAGCGCCCGGCGGCGUUCGAGUGCCGCCCUGGGGACCCUUCCUGCAGUUCGGAGUGCCCGGCGUCUUUGGGCCAAAUGGACCGUUCCUUGGACGGCCGCGUUUCGAUGCGGCCGGCGGUGGACAUCCCACUUCAGCGGCAGCUGCCGCCGCGGCCACACAAAUGGCGGCGGUAAACGCCAGCAAUGCCUUCGCCAAUCUCACCGGACUGAGUGCGGCGGCGCUAAGGAAUGUGAGUGCCGCCCAGACGACGGCAGUGGCCGCUGUGGCCAGCACUGUGGCGACCAUCCAGCAUCGCUUGAUGAUCGGCAAUCGACAGAGUCUGCCGCCUGCGGGGCCACCGAGCGAGGGAUCCAACGAGGAUGGCGGUUUUCCUGGUGACGGCGAUGAUGAUAGCAGCGCCGCGAAGCGACGUCGAUCCCGCACAAAUUUCAAUUCGUGGCAGCUGGAGGAACUGGAGCGGGCCUUCUCCGCCAGCCACUACCCGGAUAUAUUUAUGCGCGAGGCAUUGGCCAUGCGGCUGGACCUCAAGGAGUCGCGAGUUGCGGUAUGGUUCCAGAAUCGACGGGCCAAGGUGCGUAAGCGCGAGCAUACCAAAAAGGGUCCCGGCCGACCCGCCCACAAUGCCCAGCCGCAGACUUGCAGCGGCGAGCCGAUACCGCCCAACGAGCUCAAGGCCAAGGAGCGUGCCAGGCGCCGCAAGAAGCUGGCCAAAGCCAUCGAUAGGCAGGCGAGGAAGCUGCAGGCCAAGGGCAUCACCGUCGACCUGGAGGCCCUCAAGGCCGAGUACAUAUCACAGCACAAGGCGAACGGCACCUUCUCGGACUCGGAUCUCGAGGACGACGGCAUCCAGAUCGAUGUCGUCGGCGGAACCGACAGCGACGACGAGCUGGACAGCGAUGCCGUCAGCCCGGCCCGCCACGGGCCACAGCAUGGCGGCCAGAGCCACUGCGGCCUGGACGGCGACGGUGACAGCUCGCGGGCGGGCAGCUUCAUUGGCGGCGGCGGCAGCUUGGGCAGCCCCAGCUCCGUGGCACCCUCCACGCUGCUCUCGAACGGCGGCGGUGUCUUCGGCAAGAUGGAGCCGAUGGACGGCGGCGAGUCAGAGGAUCGGGACAGGGAACAGGAGUCGCGAGCAUCGCCCAAAUCGCUGCUCUUUCCCGCCAAGGCCUUCCAUCAACUCAACCUGCAAAACUCCCAGCACCACGGUGGCCACGGGCACGGGCACGGCCAUGGGCAUGGGCACAACCACAGUGCGGCGGCCACCGCCGCCUCGGCCACGGCGGCUGCGGUGGCAGCGGCGGCCAAUCUCGUCCACCAGACCUCGCCCAUCAGCAUGCGGCGCAGCAAUCCCUUCAGCAUCGAGUCGUUGCUCUUCAACAACACGUGAGGCAACCAGGCAGCAUCCGAGCAGGAGGUGCAGCUGAUGCUGGAGUUGGGUUUGGAGUUGGAUCGAACCGCAUUUGCUUCCCCAUUGAUUUAUGCGUUCCUAGAGGUUUUUGCUCAGUUUUACACAUGUCCAUCUGUCUAUAAGUUCAACUCUCUCUUACUCUCUCUCUCUCUCUUUUAUGGGUUCCACUAGCACUUCCAUAACAAAUAUUCUGUACAAAAAACAAGACAAAUGCCCAACCAAAAGUUUUCCUAAUUAAAAACAAAUUUUUGCAUUCAGAAUCACUCCAUGCCAAUGCCCUACGUGUGUAUCCAUUCGCUUAUGGGACAUUUAAACUGCUAUCGAACCCUUCCCUAGUGGCACCCAGCUAAAAGUUUCCCCCUUCCUUUUGACUUCUCUUCGGUUCAGAGCUUGAAUAUUUCUAAGUGAAUUUAUUUAUUCGACUUUAUAAUAUAAACAUUUUUUUUUUUCUUUUUGCGUGUAUUGUAAUUUAAAACCCCCCUGUUCCAAGAGAGACUAAAUUAGUGUUGUAAAUGAAUUUAUUAUUUUUACAUUACAUAUAAAACUUAUACUAUUUUUUUUUUGAAGCAAUGCUUGAACUAUGAAUAAUAUUUUUAUGUAAUAAAAAGAAAACGAUAUCAGCUAAGGACAAAUUUUUUUCCCAGUGUAGGUAUGAAUGAGUGUGCGUGCGUGUGUGUAAAAAUGUAAUUUAAUUUAGCUCAAGCGAAACAAAAACAAAAGAAAAAAAAAAAAAAGAAUCGGAUUGAAACCCAAAACUUAAUUAAGAGGAAGUUUUUUUUUUUUUUUGAAUAAAUAUAUAAAGAGGAUGCUAAAGAGGAGAAAUAGUACAUUAAAAAGUAUAUUAAAACUAUGAGAAUUUGAGA